AUGGAGAAAAAUACAAUUGAAUUGAAUUCCCCUGAAAUCCUCGACUUCGAGGAACAACUAGAAAAAUUUACGAUACGCUCUGGUAAACUGCAAGCAACCACCGACCGACCAUCCUCAUCAAGAAACUUCAAAGAAGAAACCGAUGUCAUUCCACUGUUGAUAAAAGACAUUCAUCAGCUUAAACUACCUGAUCGCAGCUUUGCUGAAAGUAUUUCCGCAUAUGGCGUUCUCUUCGGAUCGGUCUUGAUAUAUGGAAGGAUCACAUCCACUGGCGCGGGCGCAAACGGAAAGAUUCGCUAUUGCCUCGACGAUGGAACCGGAAUUAUCCAAGUGAGGCUUAUAAAAAACAACGCUCUCAAAGAACUACAUCGCCUUGAAAUGCAAUGCUACCGCACCUUUGGUAACAACAAGGAUCUCUACACCUGUGUCCAGAACAUCAUCAAAACAACCCGCAAACAGUUACUGGACGUUGGCCAACUCAAAUACGGAACAAAAGCGUUGCUCAUCGGUCGGCCACAUCGACUCUUCGACGAGGUUGUCUUCAGCUUGUUUGAAAUUAUUAUCGACACCGAAAAAUCCAACGAUUUGGAGAUUUCCGUGAAGAACUUUAUCGUCGAUUGGUACACCAAGCGCUAUAAAUCUCAUCGACUUGAUGAUCGACCCACACCGCAGCCGCCAACCACCGUCUCAUGA
Molecule: messenger RNA, 693 nt
Organism: Eupeodes corollae
Lineage: Eukaryota; Metazoa; Arthropoda; Insecta; Diptera; Syrphidae
Exons: 1
Coding region: 1-693 (230 amino acids)
Source: RefSeq, a predicted model, not a curated record